This is a messenger RNA of Conger conger (European conger), 2612 nucleotides long. Its product is annotated as homeobox protein TGIF2. Gene Ontology annotation, biological process: regulation of transcription by RNA polymerase II. Gene Ontology annotation, molecular function: RNA polymerase II cis-regulatory region sequence-specific DNA binding; DNA-binding transcription factor activity, RNA polymerase II-specific. NCBI's taxonomy places the organism in Eukaryota, Metazoa, Chordata, Actinopteri, Anguilliformes, Congridae. Bases 315 to 1448 code for a protein of 377 amino acids. The transcript is spliced from 3 exons. The record is from RefSeq and is a predicted model, not a curated record.
UUGGCAACCCGUAGAACUAACUGGUUCUGCUGCAUGCAGGUAGACAAGGGCUGCGUUACACAAUUGAUAAAACGCGAAUAUUGUUUUAGAAUGAGAUUGAGGUGAGGGGAAAAAGGAAAAGCGCUAAUGAAAACUAUAUAAGAAACGCGAAAGAGAGUCGUAAAAGCGGAAGACAGAAGCCGUGAAAACGCAUGCCAUACCUUCUACGCUUGGAAAUUCCCGUUUGUCAGUAGCUUGUUAGGAGCACGUAUUUUGUGAAGAACUUCGAAGAUCGCAGCCGGCCAGCGAAGAAACCCUCGAUCUUUUUUAAAAGAAUGAAAACCUUCAAGAGAGCCUUGGAGGGUGAGCCAGAGUUCUCGACCAUGUCGGACAGCGAUGCUUGCGAGGAUGACGGGGGCGGCUCCGGGAAGCGCAGGCGCCGCGGAAACCUACCGAAGGAAGCAGUGCAGGUCCUCCGCAGCUGGCUAUACGAGCAUCGCUUCAACGCAUACCCGUCCGAACAGGAGAAGUUGAGUCUCUCUGGUCAAACCAGCCUCUCAGUGCUGCAGAUCUGUAACUGGUUCAUCAACGCUCGGAGGAGGCUUCUCCCAGACUUACUGCGGAAGGACGGCAAAGACCCCAAUCAGUUCACCAUCUCCCGACGGGCGGGGAAGGGAGACCUGCGGAUGUCCGGAGGAGGAAGAGCCAGCUCCCCUGAGAGCGCCCCGUCCCCUGUGCCCCUCAGGCGGCCCUCGGUCAUCCGGCCCGCCCCCACGCUGGACCUCAGUCUGCUGGGCAGCACGGCCACCGCCAUCCUGACCUCGGGCCUGCUGAGCCGGGAGCCGGGCCCCACCCUGGGCCAGCCGGACACCCAGAGCCUGCUGAAGAGCGCCUCCUGCCCCUCGGCCCCCACCGCCCUCACCCGGGGGGGCACGGUGAGCCCCACAGGGGUCCUCUUCAACACCCCACCCCCCACGCCCCCGGAGCUGUGCCCCCAGGACUUCAGUGACCUGCGGCUGCUGGUGGACGCUGCUCUGCAGCGGGCCGCGGAGCUGGAGCUCCAGCAGAGCGCCAGGUCCCCCGCCCAGGACACGCUGACGGCGGGGGGAGCAGGACCUGCCCCUGCCCCUGCACCAGACGCGGCCCCUGCCCCUGCCCCACCCUCUCCCGAGGUCAGGGAUACAGCAGACAACGUUUCAGCAAGUGGGUCCAGCCAGGAGGAUAAGAACGCCACCUUGGUGCUAGACUCCCGCCUCAGCGCUACACAGACUACCGCUGUGGCUAGCCCAGCUCCCAGCAUGCACCGGGCAGAAGCCCUGAGCACGACCCCAGGCCCCAGGGCCUACGAGGCCGGAGUGUGGAGUGUGGUUCGCAACGAGGCCAGGAAGUCUGCAGCAGCCUCCAGCUCCAUACCCUGUGUUUGGGGGCCCCAGCAUGCCCUGUGCCCUCUUCCAGAAGCUGUUAACUAGGGGCAGCAGGAUCUAAGACCUAAACCCCCACAACACCACACACACACACACACACACACACACACACACACACACACACACACACACACACACACACACACACAUGCAAACAUACUCACAGACUCCUGAGGAACACAAAUGCGAUGAGAUCAACAGGUAUGAGAUUCGCAUUCCCAGUCCCCCCUCCUUAUCUGGGUUAUCUACCUUUUUAAUGUCAGCCUCCACUCCUGAUUGGACCCCUCUCUGGGAAGCAGCAUCACCCCUGUGUGGCUUACACUGCAGUGGCUGCUGGGACAGGGUGCUUGUAGGGGGCUCUGAAACUGUCCAUCAGGAUUUGUUUGUGGGGGGGGGUUUUUUCCUUGUAUUUUUUUGUGUGUUUUUUCUUCACAGAGGUUAGGGGUGGACAUCUCGGGGUGAGGUUGUUCCAUUUCUAUCUGUACACCCACAUUCCAAAGGUGUUUUUAUCAGAUUCUGGAUAAAUAUACGCCAUGCUACAAAUCUGAGCUGGAACUUCAGACAGAGUACGCAUAAACUAGUUUAGGGAUUUCCCCCUUUUUAUCGUUGGGAGUAGCUACCGAACAAGGAAGCAAUUGUCCGUUUAACAGGCUCCUAAAAUUUUAAGUAAAUACAAAUAGUAUUUUCCCUUGUGUCUCAGUAAAGGCCCAGCGGUGAAACAUGUUUGACCCUGGGAUGUGACCAUCCGCUGUCCUGUCAGGCAAAAAGCUUUCUCUUCUGAUACUUUCCUCACGGCAACAAGAGCAGACGGUCUGUUGUGUGCCAUUUCCACAUGCACUUUACAAAUGGAAUGGGGAAGAAAGAUUUUAGUUGUAAGGUCUGAUCUGAGCUUUCCCCAGCUGGAUUUCAGUCCAGCCCGCUGGAGCAUCUCAGAAGAUGAGGGAGGGGAAAUUGGAGGAAUUGUGCGCAUAACUCCUUGAGUCUGAUGGCUGUCUCACUGCCACGGACACUCCACUCCUGCACGCAAUUCACAAAUAGUUGCACAGUUGCUUUAAGAUACGAGACCAAGAAAUUUGCUGCGGGAGCAAGUCGACUGGAUGUGUCGCUUUGUUCUCUUUUGUUCAGUGUUACUAUAUUUUUAAAGCAUCACCACAUAGAUUAUCUUUGUUUCGUUUUUUAUAUAUAUAUAUAUAUAUAUAUAUAUAUAUA